CGGCCUGUGAUUGGCUGAGCUGCACGUCCGUUGCUCCACACAUCACAGUUUGUCGGACAUCGAGGCGAACAGGUUGAAAAAGAACCGGAGUGUUGUUCAGUCAUAUUCUGUUGGUUGCAGGUUGUAACCAGACCCAAAAACACAAGCUGGAAGGUCUCAGUUCAGCGUGGGUGCCCAGGGAUCCACUGCCUGAGUGCGGGGAGAGCAGCGGCCAAGACCCUAAAGACAUGAACGACACCAAGGGGGGCCUGGUCAUCUUCACCGCCAACUCGCACCCCUCCAGCCGCGAGCUGAGCAAGAGGAUUGCAGAGAGGUUAGGGGUGGAGCUUGGCAAGGUGCAGGUUUACCAGGAAGCGAACAGAGAAACACGGGUACAGAUCCAAGAGUCGGUGCGAGGCAAGGAUGUCUUUGUGAUCCAGACAGUGUCCAAGGAUGUGAACACCACCAUAAUGGAGAUGCUGAUCAUGGUGUACGCGUGCAGGACGUCCUGUGCCAGAAGCAUCACGGGCGUCCUCCCCUACUUCCCCUACAGCAAGCAGUGCAAGAUGAGGAAGAGGGGCUCCAUCGUCUCCAAGCUCAUUGCCUCCAUGAUGUGCAAAGCUGGUCUCACCCACCUGAUCACCAUGGACCUCCACCAGAAAGAGAUUCAAGGCUUUUUCAACAUCCCAGUGGACAAUCUGAGAGCCUCGCCCUUCCUGCUGCAGUACAUACAGGAAGAGAUCCCCGACUAUAGAAAUGCUGUGAUCGUGGCCAAAUCCCCAGCUUCUGCCAAAAGGGCUCAGUCAUUUGCAGAGCGGCUGCGUUUGGGCUUAGCGGUGAUCCACGGUGAAGCUCAGGACGCAGAGUCAGACCAGGUGGACGGGCGACAUUCCCCACCCACCGUCAAGACCACGGGAGCAAUUCACCCCAGCAUGGACAUACCAUUGUUGAUCCCUAAAGAGAAGCCUCCCAUCACUGUGGUAGGAGAUGUAGGAGGACGCAUCGCCAUCAUUGUGGAUGACAUCAUCGAUGAUGUCAGCAGUUUUGUGGCAGCCGCGGAGACGCUGAAGGAACGAGGGGCGUACAAGAUCUACGUCAUGGCAACGCACGGCAUCCUGUCGUCAGAUGCCCCCAGGUUCAUAGAGGAGUCUGCCAUCGACGAGGUGGUGGUGACCAACACGAUUCCCCACGAGCUCCAGAAGCUCCAGUGUCCAAAAAUCAAAACGGCCGACAUCAGCAUGAUCUUGUCAGAGGCCAUCCGCCGCAUCCACAACGGAGAGUCCAUGUCCUACCUGUUCCGCAACAUAGGGAUGGAUGACUGAACUACUCACACACUCCCACACACACACACACUCCCACACACUCCCCCCCACACACACACACACACACACUCCCAUUUGCCUUCGUAGACCUCUCCAGACACACACAGAAGAAUGGCGAACAGACACACACAUACACAUCCAGUGCCCUAUACUUGCAUCAUCAUGUAAAAAUACAAAACUCUGACCUUUCCUUUGAGUGCAGCUUAUAGAAGAUGACUGAAUGCAGACACACGCACAUAGACGAGUGAACACUUCCACAAAGUAGUUUUGUUCCAUAGUUCUGACUGAACACACUGGACUGCUGCCUAUCUCUCUGAUGGCUGCCCCCUUUGCCAAACACAAUGUCAGUACCUCUUGAAGUAAGUUCUUCAUCCUGUCGCCCUUUUUUAUGUUUUCCCUCCCAGAUAGCUUUCCAUUAACGUUGAUGUUAGAACGUGGUAUUUGUUGGCACUGAAAGUCUAUUUCUGAUACUAUAACUUUACUAUUAGUGAAUGAGAUUGUAGCGCAGAAGUGCCACUGCCUUCGACAGGACAGGCAACACACAGGCCCUCAUCACUCCGAUACAAAACUGGGCCUCGUCUAACUAAUUCAUAGUGGCUCUUUGUAAUUAAUCCAGGAAUAUGCAGGUUUCCAGCUAAUUAAGUUGUGUAGAGUAUCAGAGUGCAGGUCAGUUUCUGUUAAUUUAUGUUGCGUCUGAAUGUGCUACUAAUACGACUAGUUGAGACUCCUACCAGUCAGCUGUAUGUCCGUGUGGUUGCCAUGGCACUUAGAUGCUAAUCUGCUGUCAAAUCUGCUAAUUGCUAAAAAGUUGAACUGGAAUUAAUACAGGGAACUAUUUUCUCACUAGUUAAUUGGUGGCUAACGUUCUUUUAUGGCAGUGCACCUGUGAAAUAUGUCUUCACGAGUCAUUCAUGUAACAUUGCGUGCCAUCUUUUUUCCCCCAACACCAUGUCGUAUUUAUUUGUCCAUGCCCACGAAUGAGCGGCUUCGCUUCCAGAUGGAAGGCUCCGGGUCAAAGAAACUCUCUCACUAACUUUACUCUCUAGUCAGAGGUGGGACAUCGUUCCUGAAAUCAGCUUUAACGUGUUAACACUUGAAGAGAGAAAGUCCCAAACUGCAGCUAAAACCGAGAAGGUAAAUCCUAGCUUUUUUCCGGAGGAGCAAAACCCAACAGAAGCAGGUCUUUGUCACUUUACCAGAUGUUUCAAAAAAAAAGUUUUGUAUUUAUUUUCAGCACUUGCAUCUGAAUAAACGUGACCUCUGAAAGUAAA
Molecule: messenger RNA, 2572 nt
Organism: Scophthalmus maximus (turbot)
Lineage: Eukaryota; Metazoa; Chordata; Actinopteri; Pleuronectiformes; Scophthalmidae
Product: phosphoribosyl pyrophosphate synthase-associated protein 2
Exons: 11
Coding region: 228-1301 (357 amino acids)
Biological process (GO): purine nucleotide biosynthetic process; 5-phosphoribose 1-diphosphate biosynthetic process
Cellular component (GO): ribose phosphate diphosphokinase complex; cytoplasm
Molecular function (GO): ribose phosphate diphosphokinase activity; magnesium ion binding
Source: RefSeq, a predicted model, not a curated record